AUGACUCGAAGUACCGGCGCAAGGCUCUACCGGGCAUGUCUUCGUUGUCGACAACGGAAAACGAAAUGUGAUUUGAAAUAUACGGGAGGAGGGUCCCAUGCGCCAUGCUCAAAGUGCGACCUGGAAGGCCAUCAAUGCCUACCAGCCAGUUCCCGAAGAGGAGGUGACUACUCUCGAUUUCGGGGUCGUCGUCGGGGAAACGCCGAGACGCAGACCCCGAGGUCCACUGAGCAGAGUGAAACCAAGACAGAACUACAGCCGAAUACCUUGCAGGCGGAAACGGUGGGCGUGGACAGUAAUACCCUUUUCAGUGGGGGUGUCCGGAAUCCCUUAGAAGCUCUUCAAAUCCUUGCUCAGACAGCCGCCACUGCGGGGGGAGAUGACAGCAUACCUUCGCCCGAGAGGCCCUCUCCAAGAUCCGAUGACACAGGGCAUGAGGUGGUGAACUCUGUGCCUCCUAAAAUUCAUAACCAACCUAGGGCAUCCAUAAUGGCUACAGAGAUCGUCAAGGAGGGAGUAAUCAACGCACUCGACAUUGAACCCCUGGUACACUACUAUGGCAUAAAUUACCAUCCUUAUUUUCCUAUCGUGUCCAGCAGCCUAUUGGACACAGAAGACCCCGAGCACCAAUGGGCUACUGAGACGUUUCUCCUUACCUCCGUCCUUACAAUAGCCACCCAGAACAGGCCGGAUCAGAAACAUCUUCACACCCGGAUCAGGGGGUAUAUCGAUAAACUAAUCCUCCGUGUCACCCUUGGUGCUCGGAGCGUGCGACAUGUUGGAACUGUUGAAGGCUUGCUACUUUUAGCUGAGUGGAUGCCUCAUCUAAUGCUCUCCCAGGAUCAGCCCUACAGCAAUAACUCUGAGCAGAGGAAUGCAUAUGACGAAGACUGCGUAGCAUGGAACCUGAUAGGUCUUGCAGUCAGACAGGCAUAUUUAUUACAUUUAGAUACACAAUCCUUUCCUUUCGAGGUGGAAUCCGAGCCACUUAGUAUGCGCUGCCGGAGACGACUGGCGUGGAUAUUUACCUAUCUCGCCGACCGGCAAAUAUCAAUCCAAAUGGGCCAAGCAUUCUGGUCCCGCGGACCUAGUCUGUCGACCCGAUUCAGCAGCCAAGAUUACCCAUCACUCCAACCGGAAAUUACUGGCGGAACGGAUUACGCCUCCUUCGUCCAGGCCCAAGUAGACCUAACAACUAUCUUCGGAAACACUCACGACAUUCUGUACGCAUUAAAGUCGCGCACACUACAGAUAAUGAUCGUUGGCGACUACCCCAAAUACCUCGACGAUUCCGCCAAAGCAAUGGAGAUGUGGAAGGGAACCUGGUCAAACGUCGACAUUCCCCCGUCUCUGCGCUGUCUCCUCACCCUACAAUUUCAGUACUUACAACUAUACGUCAACGCUUUCGCAUUCCAGGCGGUUCUAUAUCGCUCUUCUAAAACCACAAACACGAGCCAUGAAGACAACGCAACUUUAUUCCCAGACGGCGUCAUGGCCAGUGCCGAUGCUCGCCACAUCUACGCAGCCAUCAACGCAGCCAGAGAUUUACUUCAAACAUUCGUGGAAGAGAUAACCCCAUCCGACAUUGUGAAGUUCCUCCCUGUUCGCUAUUACCUCUACGAAAUCUAUGCCUCCGUCUUCCUCUUCAAAGCCUACUCCGUCGGAGCCAUCCCUCCCGACGAAUCCCAAACAUACUUUAACUUGACCCGACAAUUCAUCUCCAUGCUCAAAGGCGCCGCUACAAGCCAAACACAUAUCGCCCAUCGCUAUGCAAAAUUACUAGGCCAUCUAUGGUGUCAUGGGAAGGUUACUCCCGAGUUGCACCAGGGUAGUGCCAUCCAAGAGGACGAAUAUACCACGCUGCAGCAGUAUACAUCGUCUGCACCUGCGGAUUCUGACGGUUUUCUUCAGCCAGCCAGUGUGAAUACUGAUUUGAUGGAUGUGUUUUCGGGUUCUUUGCCGCUGGAUCUGGGCCGCUCUUGGGAUUCUGACUUUUAUGAUGAGACGCUGUUUUCCAGUUUGCCGUUCUUUCGUGGGUUUCGCGAUCUGGAGGGUGACUAUGUUGCGUAA
Molecule: messenger RNA, 2070 nt
Organism: Aspergillus tubingensis
Lineage: Eukaryota; Fungi; Ascomycota; Eurotiomycetes; Eurotiales; Aspergillaceae
Product: Zn(II)2Cys6 transcription factor
Exons: 5
Coding region: 1-2070 (689 amino acids)
Biological process (GO): DNA-templated transcription; regulation of DNA-templated transcription
Cellular component (GO): nucleus
Molecular function (GO): zinc ion binding; DNA binding; DNA-binding transcription factor activity, RNA polymerase II-specific
Source: RefSeq, a predicted model, not a curated record